This is a messenger RNA of Styela clava, 4134 nucleotides long. RefSeq names its product extracellular calcium-sensing receptor-like. Gene Ontology annotation, molecular function: G protein-coupled receptor activity. NCBI's taxonomy places the organism in Eukaryota, Metazoa, Chordata, Ascidiacea, Stolidobranchia, Styelidae. Gene Ontology annotation, biological process: G protein-coupled receptor signaling pathway. Gene Ontology annotation, cellular component: plasma membrane. The record is from RefSeq and is a predicted model, not a curated record.
AUUUUUCAGAUGACAAACUUUGUUUCAUUGAUUACUACAUAUAGUUCAUAACGACUGUCAGUUUUGUCAUGACUAUAGACUAGAUUUAUAUUCAACAUGACCGUCCUCACUAUCGCUGUAUACUUAUCUCUAUCACUGUGUUUUACGUCAGCAACUUGGUCAGAACCUACGUCAUAUUAUCAAAAUGGUGACGUCAUCAUAGCGGGGAUGUUCCCUCUCCAUUUCAGCAUCCAUAGAGAAGAUGAUUACAGUCUCCAAUCCGAACCUACAGUUCCAGUUUGCACGAAUUAUUUCUUCCGCGGAUUCAGAUGGAUGCAAGCUUUAUUGUUUGCCAUUGAUGAAAUAAACAACAGUACGAAUUUACUUAAUGGAAUAAAUCUCGGAUGGAAACUCUUUGACACUUGUGACACAACAUCAAGGGCUGUCACACAAGCGAUGACAAUCGCCAGAGAUCAUGCAGGGAAUACUACGUCUAGUGUUAACGUUGUCGUAGGACCCACAAGUUCAGAUAAUUCUGUUGCAGUUGCCAAUAUAUUAGGCGUAUUUGAUAUUCCACAGAUAAGUUACGGAUCAACCAGCAGAACACUGAGCGACAAAGUAAAUUACAACUCUUUUCUCCGAACCAUACCCAAUGACAACGAACAAGCAACGGCGAUAGCCGACUUAUUGGCGUACUAUAACUGGACUUGGGUCGGUGCUAUUGCUGGUGAUGAUGAGUACGGGAGACCCGGAAUUACUAAGUUUAAAGAGGAAGCCGGAAACAGAGGAAUCUGUGUAGAGUUUGUCGAGUAUAUUAGUAAGGGAAUGAAAGAUCACGAGAUCCAUGAGGUUGCCGAAAAAAUUCAAAAUUUCAAUGCGACCGUGUUCGUCCUGUUUAGCAGUGGAGGCCAUCUUACAAGACUUGUCGCCAAAUUAAAAGAACUCGGAGUCCGUGAUAAAAUUUGGAUCGCGAGUGAGGCCUGGGCAACGUCAAGAAAAAUGUUGGAGACUGGAGGUUCAAUUAUGCACGGAACUCUUGGCAUAACCACAAGAGGCGGGCCGAUGAAAGGAUUUCGGGAAUUCUUGGAAUCGGUAUCGCCAUCAACCCAGCCAACAAAUCCCUUCAUUACGGAAUUCUGGGAGAAAACCUUUCACUGUGCUUGCAUGUCUGAUGUUUGUACAGCACCAGAAGCUUCGAGAAAAAAAAGGGAAAUUGAAGUUACAACAUCCCUGCCACCAUGUACUGGCGAUGAGGACUUCUCAUCGGUGCCUGAUAACCCGUAUCUGCAAUGGACAGAGAGUGAGUUGGAGAAGAGUUACACUGCUUAUCUUGCAGUGUAUGCAAUUGCACAUGCUCUUCAGAACAUUAGAUCUUGCAUUAAUGGAUCUGGUUUACUGAAGGAUGGAAAAUGUCCAGAUAUCUCAACACUUGAACCUUGGCAGUUGUUGUCCUACCUGAAACAAGUUGAAUUCCAAUCACCGGGUCUGGACGAAAUGUUCGGAUUUGAUUCAAACGGAGAUCCAAACGCAACAUACAAAUUAGUAAGUUGGGUACCAGUUCCGAAUGGAACCUCAAAAGAUGAUGUUGAGUUCGUUCACGUUGGAAAUUAUUCUAAAAAGAAGUCGAACCCAUGGUCACUAAACACUGGAGCAAUUUUCUGGCAUGAUGGUAACGGAACACAGACGUCGGAGAUACCUAUAUCAAUCUGCAGUUAUCCGUGUGAGCCAGGAUUUUAUCGAGUCAAACUAGCUAGUGACUGUUGUCACAAAUGUAUUCCUUGUCCAAUUGGCGAAUACAGUAAUUACACCAACGCUGAUGUCUGUAACAAAUGUCAUAUAACGGAAAUGGCGAACGAAAACAGGACACAUUGCGUUUCAAAGCCAGAGGACUAUAUGAAAUGGGACGACGCUUAUGGAAUAACUUUUGCUUGUCUUAGUACAUUAGGUGUUGCACUAACUCUAUUCACAGCAGGUAUCUUUUUCUGGAAACGCCAAACUCCAAUCGUGAAAGCAACGAACGUCGAAAUUAGUUUCCUGUUAUUUCUUUCUCUAAUAUUUUGUUUCGCCACACCGUUCAUUUACAUCGAAAAACCACAAGAUUGGACUUGUCGUGGGAGGCAGAUAUCAUUUAUUCUCUCAUUUACCUUCUGUGUUGCAUCAAUCCUUGUUAAAACUCUCCGAGUACUGACGGCAUUUCAGACAACUAUGCCUUUGAAUUUUCGAAAAAGAAGUCGAUGGCUUGGUGAACAUCUCCAAAUUCUCGUCGUUCUUCUGGUAGCUCUAGUUCAAGUGGCAAUAUGUGUAACAUGGCUUGUGGUCGACCCACCUGACGUCAAAGUAGAUUACGACAUUGAUACUGGGAUUCAACAAAAUUAUCCAAGAGUCACAGAAACGGAUCCAUUUGACAGAAUUCUGGUUGUCUGUGACCCCGGAAGUUUGGCGCUGAUGAUAUGCUCCCAAGCUUAUCUCGCUAUUCUAGCUCUCAUUGCCUUCAUUCUUGCUUUCCGGGCAAGGAAACUUCCGGAAAACUUCAAUGAAGCGAAAUUUAUAACGUUUUCAAUGUUGAUUUUCUUCAUCGUUUGGUUGUCCUUCAUACCCGCGUAUUUAAGCACAACAGGUGUGAUGAAGACGGCUGUUUAUUGUAUUGGAAUACUUGCUUCCACGUUUGGAAUACUUGGUUGCAUAUUCUUCCCCAAACUUUAUAUCAUAUUAAUUUCUCCAGAGAGAAAUACUACAGAGAGAGUACGAAUGAACACUGUAACUCACGCAUUCCGUUCAGCAUCGAGAUCAGUUAUUUAUCAGAUCAACACACAGAAACAAAGUAAUGGGACAGAUUCAACAUCUGCAGAUUCGCGACUUCGAACAGAAUUAGAUUCUAUAAUUUCAAAGUCGAGAUCUACACCUUACACACCGUCCCCGUGUCUUUCAAGGGCAAAGAGACAGGCCACGUGCGACGAUUCAAAGAAACGAACUCCUGCUUCAAAGUGGAGAUCAGCAGUUAAGAAAAACAAAGAGUACAGCAUAGAAAUUAAUGGCAAAAUGACGUCAUCAGUGACGUCACCCGCAAGAAAAAAUAGCGGGAAAGAAAAAGAACAGGUGAAAUCACGUUUCGACGUUACAUUACAAGUUAAUAUCGCACCAGAUUCAGAAGAGACUUCGUCCGAAGUUGAAACACCAAAAAGCGAGGACAAAAUGCUUUCCGAGACAGACGAACAGAGCACAGACGAACACGAAGUCAAGCACAGCAAAAAGAAAAACUAUCAAAGAAUUCCAUUAAGUGAAACGUCGGAUACCGGGAGUCGAAAUUCUUUGAAAAAAUCGGAAAGUUUCAAUUUUUUCGCCAAACAUAUUCAAAGUGACGUCAUAAACGAUAACACGACAAAUAAAUUGAACGUUUAUCAUCACACAAGAUCGUCAUCUGCGUGAUUUUGCCGUCAAAUCUCAAUUUCUAUUUUUUGGGGGUUUUGCACAUUAAAUCCUCAAAACAAGUGUGCCCGAAAUACAUUUCACAUUGACUAACGUUUCAACCUGGUCCUUAAUUGUUUCCAAUCUAAAAUAUUACCAUAUUUCAGUGAAUUUAUUACAGUAUUCGGAUUUGUCGGCCAUUUCUCUCAUUUUGUUCUUUUUUGGAUUUUACAUACAGAAUUUCUGAACAAGUACGGCAGCAGUAAAUUUCACAUUGACCGGCAUUCCAAUUUGACCCCUAGUUUUUCCAGCUUACAUUAUCGGCAAAAUUUCAUUGACUUUUUUAAAUACAGUAGUCAGAUUUUAUCGCCAUAUUGCAUAUAAUUUAAAAUGUGAAUGAAAUAUGGGGAAAUUCAAUGAAAUAUAUUACCCAUUCAAGUCACUGUAUGAGAUGAUAUUUAUCGCCUCUAUUUUUAAUGUAAUUUACUUUUUUUUAUCAUUUGUUUUUGUUUUCAUUUUUUGAUUUUUAAACCUAAUUUAAACUGAGGCUAUUGGGAUAUCCAUACAGUGGAAUACUAAUUCUAUUUGGCUAGUUAGGGGAACGGUUCUGACUUUUGAAUUCCUUGACACGAUGAGCAGUGUUAUUUUUUUAUUCAAAAAGAUAGAAAUGUUGGGGGGGUGGACAACGUUCCCUCUAAGAGCUUGCUUAGUUGCGCGGAAUAGAAGGCCAUGUGAGCUUCCAAAAAAAAA